Marmota monax (woodchuck) is the source of this 2133-nucleotide messenger RNA. RefSeq names its product glycoprotein V platelet (gene Gp5). Gene Ontology annotation, cellular component: extracellular matrix. The coding region runs from base 2 to 1759 and encodes 585 amino acids. NCBI's taxonomy places the organism in Eukaryota, Metazoa, Chordata, Mammalia, Rodentia, Sciuridae. Gene Ontology annotation, molecular function: protein binding. The transcript has 2 exons. The record is from RefSeq and is a predicted model, not a curated record.
AAUGACAUGCACAGCUCUAAGCCUUUCGGUUGCUUUGGGGUGCAGAUCCAUUUCAGAUAUGCUAAGGAGCAUCCUGUUGUGCGCAUUGCUCCGGCUCCUGCGCGCCCAGCCUUUCCCCUGCCCUCAAGCCUGCAAAUGUGUCUUCCGCGACGCCGCGCGGUGCUCCGACAUCAACGUGGUGCGCAUCGCGGACCUGGGUCUGCCCACCAACCUCACUCACGUCCUGCUCUUCCGAAUGGGCCGCGGAGCCUUGCAAAAUCAUAGCUUCAGUGGCAUGACGGUCCUGCAGCGCUUGAUGCUAUGGGACAGCCACAUCUCUGAUAUUGCCCCCGGUACCUUCAAUGACUUGACAAAACUAAAAACCCUCAGACUGUCGCGCAACAAAAUCACCCAUCUUCCAGAAGCUCUCCUGGAUAAGAUGGUGCUCCUGGAACAGUUGUUCUUGGACCACAAUGCACUAAGGGACAUUGACCAAAACAUGUUUCACCAAUUGGCUAACCUGAAGGAGCUCCUUUUGAAUCAGAAUGAACUCACUUUUCUUUCUGCUAACCUUUUCACAAAUCUGGGGAACCUGAAACUGCUGGAUUUAUCGGGAAACAAUUUGACCCACCUGCCCAAGGGACUGUUUGGAACACAGGCUAAGCUUGAGACACUUCUGCUCCACUCCAACCAGCUCGUCUCUCUGGAUUCAGGGCUGCUGGACAACCUGGACGCCCUGAUCGAGCUGCAGCUCGACAAAAAUCACCUCCGUGCCAUCGCGGCUGGUGCCUUCGACCGUCUCCGGAACCUGAGGAUCUUGUCUCUUUCGAGAAACCACCUCGGGUUUCUGCCCCCCGCACUCUUUCUUCAUUCUCACAGCUUGACUCUGUUGACCCUGUUCGAGAACCCGCUGGAAGAGCUCCCCGACGUGCUCUUCGGGGAGAUGGCCGGCCUGCAAGAGCUGUGGCUGAACGCCACCCAGCUACGCACGCUGCCCGCCUCCGCCUUCCGCAACCUGAGCGGCCUGCACACCCUAGGGGUGACAGUGAGCCCGCGCCUGAGCGCGCUCCCGCAGGGCACUUUCCAGGGUCUGGCUGAGCUCCGCGUGCUGGCCCUGCACUCCAAUGGCCUCGCCUCGCUCCCCGACGCCUUGCUGCGCGGCCUCGGCAGGCUGCGCCAGGUGUCGCUGCAUCACAACCGGUUGCAGGCCCUGCCCCGUGCGCUCUUCCGCAACCUCAGCAGCCUGGAGAAGGUCCAACUGGACCACAACGAGUUGGAGACUCUGCCUGGCGAUCUAUUUGGGGCUCUGCCUCAGCUGACGGAAAUCCUGCUGGGGCAUAAUCCCUGGCUCUGCGACUGUGGCCUGUGGCCAUUCCUUGAGUGGCUGCGGCAGCACCCGGGUCUAGUGGGUCGAGAAGAGCCCCCGAGCUGCCACGGCCCCGUGGAGCGCGCUGGCAUGUUGCUCUGGGCCCUCCUGGAGGGUGACCCCUGGUGCCCGAGCCCUCGGGGCGCGCCUCCCCGCCCUCUAGCAGGGAACGCCCUGGAAGCCCCCAUCCCCUCCUUGCUUCCUAACAGCGCAGAACCUGGGGCCCCCACCCAGCUGGUGGCUACCAGCGAACGUCAAGAUCACAGCCUCUUCUGGAGUCUGUAUUUUUUGCUUCUAGCUGCUCAGGCCGUCAUAACCGGCAUCAUUGUGUUUGCUAUGAUUAAAAUAGGCUGGCUCUUUCGAAAAUUAAUCAGAGAGAGGGCUCGUGAGUCAACUGGAAAACCUCGUCAUUAAAACCUGACCAGGGUAUUGUCAGAUGUGGCUCUGGGGAGAAUCCAGACGGGGCUGCUGUUCUCCCUUUCCUCCUCUCUGCCACUUUUCCCUCUCCCUUUUCUCCCCUCUCCUCCUCAGCCCUUCUCUUUCCCUCUCCUCAGAACUAACCUUUCCAUUUGUGAGUUACUAUCACUGUGCAGGCCUCUUGUCUCCCCUCUUUAAUACACUCCAUGGACUGUGAUUGGCCCACACUGUCCCACUAGCCCUGCUUGGUGUCUGGGGGAGAGGGAGGGUUUUGAAAUGUUUGAGACUACACUUUCUGCCAGGGCCUGACUCCCGCACAUGACAAGCCUCCUGUAAAUGUUUGUGAAAUGAACGAAUAAAAUAAAAUCUGA